This is a messenger RNA of Candidula unifasciata, 1089 nucleotides long. NCBI's taxonomy places the organism in Eukaryota, Metazoa, Mollusca, Gastropoda, Stylommatophora, Geomitridae. The record is from the annotation of a GenBank genome assembly.
UACUGGCAUGACUUCCAACUGGUGUGGAACCCGGAGGAUUAUGGAGGAAUUAUGAUGAUCAAGAUUAGCCACACCCACGUCUGGGUUCCAGAUGUGGUCUUGUUUAACAAUGCGGAUGGCAAGUUUGAGGUGUCCUACAAUCCGAAUUGUGUUGUCAGAUUUAAUGGAGAUGUGAACUUUAUCCCUCCAGCAAUCUAUACCAGCUCCUGUACAAUCGAUGUGAGAUACUUCCCCUUCGACCAGCAGGAGUGUGAGAUGAAGUUUGGGUCAUGGACUUUUGAGGGCAAGACACUAGUUUACAAAUUCCAAGAUUCCAUCAACAACAUCAUUCUCACAGACUACAUGAAGAAUGGCGCCUGGGAUAUAAUUGAUGGUCCCGGCCGUAUUACCACUGUGAACGAUUCCAUCACUGGACAGCCCAAGCAGAUGAUUGUGUAUGUGCUGAAGCUGAGGAGAAAGACACUGUUUUACACAGUCAACCUGAUCAUUCCUUGUUUCCUGCAUGCGAUGGUGUGCCUGUGUGUGUUUGUGCUGCCAGCUGGUGGCGGAGAGAAGAUCACUUUGGUGAUAUCAGUUCUUGUGUCUCUGGUUGUGUUUUUACUCAUGUUGCAAAAGAUUCUACCUCCAUCUCUCACAAUCCCACUCAUUGCCAAGUAUUUUAUUUUUACGUUUACAAUGAAUGUGCUAGAGAUUCUAGUCACCGUAUUCAUCAUAUGUGCACACAACAAAACAGCACGUAUGGCCAUUAUGCCCAGGUGGAUGUGCUGGUUGUUUUUGUAUAAACUUCCCAAAUAUUUAUGUAUGGAACGACCAGAUCAUGACAGUCGCUGGCAUCAAAAAAGCUGUACCCCUCCACCAUCCUAUCCAGCCACACCACAGGUAAUCUGGCUUUACUGUAAGCUUCUACUUCUUUUUAUUACUGUUCUUGAUGACUGGAAGUAUGUGGCUGCAGUACUUGACCGGCUUCUAAUGGUUAUCUUUAUUCUUGUCUCUCUUGGAGGGACAUUAGGGGUCCUUAUCAACACCCCACAUCUAUUGGAAACUGUUAAUCAAGAUGAGAUUAUAGCUAGAAACAACCCACAUGGCUGA